Messenger RNA from Cornus florida, 2011 nucleotides. RefSeq names its product pectin acetylesterase 9-like. The record is from RefSeq and is a predicted model, not a curated record. Gene Ontology annotation, molecular function: hydrolase activity. Lineage: Eukaryota; Viridiplantae; Streptophyta; Magnoliopsida; Cornales; Cornaceae. The transcript is spliced from 13 exons. The coding region runs from base 538 to 1725 and encodes 395 amino acids.
AAUACUAUAAAUUACAACACUCUCACCACCAAUUCUCUCUCUCUAAAGUCUCACUACCAAUUCUCUCUCUCUAGGAUUUUAAAUCUAUUGGAUAUCGCAAUUCUCUUUUUUGCAUAUAUACAUUUGAUUUUCAAUUAUUUUUGUAGUUAAUUAUUUCUCAGCAUUUAGUUCUAAUUUAUUCUUUUAAUAUAGAUUUUAUAUUUUUGGGUUACAAUUUACAAACUCGAUCAACUGUUACAUCACACAGAUUGAGUGCUUUUGAAUCGAUAUAUUUAUCAAUUUCAUUUCCCUAAAAAAGACAAAACACUAUAUAUAUAUAUAUAUAUAUAUAUAUAUAUAUAUAUAUUUAACAGAUUGAGUGCUUAAAUUUAAUUACUCAUUUUUGGUAUCUCUCACCUUUAUAAAACCUCCGAAUUCAUAUUUUGAAAACACAAAUCCAACACAACUCUCUCUCUCUUUGUUCUCCAACAAGAAGAAGAAUACGAACAGAGUCUUGUGAUUCGAACCGACCAGUGGCUUUGAAAGUUCACGGAAAAAAUGACAAUGAAAUUGAGAGCUGCGAUGAACCUGGUUUUGCUAACGUGCGCGUCAUGGUGCGUUUACGCGGAGGAGCGGCUUCUGGUGAACAUGACUCUGGUUCGCAACGCUCCGGCUCAUGGAGCUUUUUGCUUGGAUGGAAGCUUGCCUGCUUAUCAUCUUCACAGAGGAUUUGGCGCCGGAUCACGCAAUUGGCUACUGCAGUUUGAGGGUGGUGGGUGGUGUAAUGAUAUUAAAUCGUGCUUGGAGAGAGCCCCAACGCGCCGUGGUUCCACACGUUACAUGAGCAAGUUGGAAGUCUUCUCUGGAAUCCUAAGUAACAAUGCUUCUCUAAAUCCAGAUUUUUACAAUUGGAAUCGUGUGAAGAUUAGAUAUUGUGAUGGAGCAUCUUUUGCUGGGGAUGCCAAGUUCGACAAUGGGACAUCAUUGCUUUACUUCAGAGGGCAAAGGAUAUGGCAAGCAAUUAUUCUUGAUCUUCUGCCUAAAGGUCUGGGCAGUGCAAGAAAGGCUUUGCUCUCGGGGUGCUCCGCUGGGGGUUUGGCAACUUUCUUGCACUGUGACAACUUCACCAGCUAUCUACCAAGCAAUGCUAGUGUAAAAUGUUUGAGUGAUGGUGGAUUUUUCUUGGACGUAAGAGACAUAAGUUUGAACAACACCAUAAGAACCUUCUACGAAGACCUGAUUUCUCUACAGGGGGUAGACCGGAAUCUGGAUAGAAACUGCAUGAGUUCCCGUUAUUUUCCAAAACAAUGCUUCUUCCCACAGUAUGCACUGACUUACAUUAGAACACCUUUUUUCGUCUUAAACUCAGCAUAUGAUGUGUACCAAUUUCAUCAUAUAUUGGUGCCCCCUUCUGCUGAUCUACGUGGACAUUGGAACCACUGCAGUCUUAAUCCAUCAGCAUGUAAUCCAUACCAGAUAUAUAUUUUGCAAGGGUUCAGGAAGCAUAUGCUUGCAGCAUUGAAGUUAUUCUACUAUUUUUCAAAAAGAGGAGGGAUGUUUAUAAAUUCGUGCUUUGCACAUUGCCAAAGUGAGUCACAGGACACUUGGUUCGCGCUUGACUCGCCCAGAGUGCACAAUAAGACCAUUGCAGAAGCAGUUGGUGAUUGGUAUUUCGGGAGGAGGGUGACCAAGGUUAUCGACUGUCCAUAUCCUUGUGACAAUACCUGCCAUAACCUGAUAGGCUGAUACCACAGGUCCAAUUGAAGACUUAAAGGUUAGAUGAAACAUAUGGGAUAGUUCUCCUAAGGAGAAUCUCUCAUUUUCUAAGUAAGAAUAAAGGGAUACUGAAUGAGGGUAUAGCGAAUCGCUGAUCACUAUUUUAGCAGUUCACAGUACAGAAAAAAUUGUACAUUUCAUCGAUUUUUCAGUAUAAAAGAUCCAUUGAUUUUUUUUUUUUUCCUGUGUUACACUCCCUUGGAAAUCACAUGGUAUAAUACAUUACUUAAAAUCUCAAAUUCCCAUUUUUGAUCAA